Paecilomyces variotii is the source of this 558-nucleotide messenger RNA. Its product is annotated as putative extracellular thaumatin domain protein. The record is from RefSeq and is a predicted model, not a curated record. The coding region runs from base 1 to 558 and encodes 185 amino acids. The transcript has a single exon. NCBI's taxonomy places the organism in Eukaryota, Fungi, Ascomycota, Eurotiomycetes, Eurotiales, Thermoascaceae.
AUGAUGUUCUCCAAGAUCCUCGGUCUUGCUACCGUCUUUGCUGGAGUUGCCUCCGCGCUCCCUGCUCAGAUCAUCACCCGUUCCACCAACGGAACCGCUUCCGCUCAGACCACUGGCGGUGGAGUCACCAUUAUCAACAACCUGGGCAGCGACCUCUAUGCCUGGUCCGUUGCCAACAAUGCGGAUGUCCCCAUGAUCACCCUCAAGGCCAACGGUGGCACCUACUCUGAGACCUGGAAGACCGACCCCAACGGCGGUGGUGUCUCCAUCAAGCUCGCCACCCAGCCUUCCCAGGCCGAUGUCCUCCAGUUCGAGUACACUCUCUCCAGUGACACGAUCUUCUGGGAUCUCUCUUGCAUCAACAUGGGUACCAGCUCUGAGUUCACCUCCAAGGGCUUCGCCGUCACCUCUGACGAUAGCACCUGCCCCACUGCCACCUGUGCUCCUGGCGACACGGCUUGCGCCGAUGCCUAUCUGAUCCCUACCGAUGACCACGCCACUCAUGGAUGCCCGUCUCAGGACAACCUCGUCCUGAACAUCGGUAGCAACGGCAACUAA